Messenger RNA from Acanthosepion pharaonis, 771 nucleotides. Lineage: Eukaryota; Metazoa; Mollusca; Cephalopoda; Sepiida; Sepiidae. The record is from the annotation of a GenBank genome assembly.
AUGCCGUCCUCUACAAUCGCGAACGUGGCAGACGUUGUCGCACGCCUACCUUACCAUCGCCAUCUGUUGGGUGUUGUCCGGCGUUGUUACCAUUCCCAUUGGCACGUACACCAAGCUGAAGUCAUACCAUUCGGUCAACAAAUGUCGGGAGGUGUGGACGAUGUUCUUCUCUCUCUUAUUUCCUACCAACUCCACCACUUUCUCCUCCUUUUCUUCUUCUUCCAAAUAUUAGCAUUCAUCAAUUCGUUAGUUCUUUUCUUGAAAAUCAUAUUUACCGUCUUUUUUCUUUUAUCUUUCUUUUCCUUUAUUUCUUCUCUUCCAAUGUUCAUUAUUUUUUUUUUUUUACAUACAUUCUUUAUUCUUUUAUUUAUUGUCUUCCGUUCAUUUUUCAUCAUUUUUAUUAUUUUUACAUUCUAUUCCUUUUCAAUGACCUUCCUCCUGUCUUUCCAAUGUACUGAAUUUUCUUCUCAUUUUAUCCUACUAUUUUCUUUUAUUCUUAUAUUCCUUAACUUUAUGUUUACGACCUUCCCAUCUUCCGUUUUAUUUACUUGCGUUCUUUGUUCGUCCUGUCUUUGUUUCGUUCUUCUCUCUUUCCCAUCUUUUCUUUCUUUUUACUUUUCUCUCUUCACUGGAGGUUUCUCUUCCAGAAAGUUUUCUUUUUUAUAUUCAUUCUUCCUUCAUUCCUUACUUCUUCCUGUUAUCUUUUUUGUCUUUCUUUUUCCGUCUCUCUUCUUUCUACCGACAAAUUUUUGCAUUUCUCGCUUUCUUUAA